AUGGCUAGUGAACGUGAUCUGUUCUCGGCGGAGAUUGUGAACCGAGGGAUUGAAUCCUCUGGACCAAACGCUGGCUCCUUGACCUUCUCUGUGAGGGUUAGGAGGCGUUUGCCAGAUUUUCUUCAAUCGGUGAACCUCAAGUACGUGAAAUUGGGAUACCAUUAUCUCAUAAACCAUGGCAUAUACUUGUUGACCAUACCCGUUCUUCUGGUGGUGUUCAGUGCUGAGGUUGGAAGCCUCAGCAAAGAGGACCUGUGGAAGAAGCUCUGGGAAGACGCGCGUUACGACCUUGCCACGGUUCUUGCUUCCUUUGGGGUCUUCGUCUUCACCUUGUCUGUUUAUUUCAUGUCACGUCCACGUCCCAUUUACCUCGUUGAUUUUGCAUGCUAUAAACCCGAUGACGAACUCAAGGUGUCAAGGGAGGAGUUGAUGGAGGUGGCAAGAAAAUCAGGGAAGUUCAACGAAGAGAGUCUCCGCUUCCAAAAGAGGAUGCUAAUGUCCUCCGGCGUCGGCGACGAGACCUACAUCCCCAAAUCCGUCGUAGCCUCCACCGAGAACACCGCCACCAUGAAGGAGGGUCGCGCAGAGGCCUCAAUGGUCAUGUUCGGUGCGCUGGACGAGCUCUUCGAGAAAACUCGCGUCCGCCCCAAAGACGUGGGUGUUCUGGUGGUCAACUGCAGCAUCUUCAACCCCACGCCGUCGCUGUCAGCCAUGAUCAUCAACCACUAUAAGAUGCGGGGGAACAUAUUGAGCUACAACCUUGGAGGAAUGGGGUGCAGUGCAGGGAUCAUAGGCGUGGACUUGGCUAAGGAUAUUCUACAAGCCAACCCUAACAACUACGCGGUGGUGGUGAGCACUGAGAUGGUGGGGUACAACUGGUAUCAGGGGAAGGAUAGAUCGAUGCUCAUUCCUAACUGUUUCUUCCGCAUGGGCUGCUCCGCCGUCUUGCUCUCCAACCGCCGCCGAGACUAUAGCCGUGCCAAGUACAGUCUUGAGCACAUUGUUCGCACGCACAAGGGUGCAGAUGACCGAAGCUUCAGGUGUGUGUACCAAGAAGAAGAUGAUGAAAAACUCAAGGGACUAAAGAUCAGCAAAGACUUGAUUGAGAUUGGUGGUGAUGCUCUGAAGACCAACAUCACCACACUAGGACCCUUGGUGCUACCCUUUUCUGAGCAGCUUCUCUUCUUUGGCACCCUUGUGUGGAGGCACUUAUUUGGGAGCAAAACUGAUGGGAGUUCCCCAUCAAUGAAGAAGCCAUACAUUCCUGACUACAAACUGGCUUUUGAGCACUUUUGUGUGCAUGCUGCAAGCAAGACCAUUCUUGAUGAGCUUCAAAGGAACUUGGAGCUGAGUGACAAGAACAUGGAGGCAUCUAGGAUGACACUGCACCGCUUUGGCAACACCUCUAGCAGCAGCAUUUGGUAUGAGUUGGCUUACAUGGAAGCAAAGGAGAGUGUGAGAAGAGGGGACCGUGUUUGGCAACUUGCUUUUGGCUCUGGCUUCAAGUGCAACAGUGUGGUAUGGCGUGCCAUGCGUAGAGUCGCUAAGCCUUCAAGGAACCCUUGGCUUGACUGCAUCAACAGAUAUCCUGCACCUCUCAACUGA
This is a messenger RNA of Sphenostylis stenocarpa, 1605 nucleotides long. Lineage: Eukaryota; Viridiplantae; Streptophyta; Magnoliopsida; Fabales; Fabaceae. The record is from the annotation of a GenBank genome assembly.